Molecule: messenger RNA, 2530 nt
Organism: Aspergillus campestris IBT 28561
Lineage: Eukaryota; Fungi; Ascomycota; Eurotiomycetes; Eurotiales; Aspergillaceae
Product: putative AAA family ATPase
Exons: 3
Coding region: 214-2469 (751 amino acids)
Cellular component (GO): cytoplasm
Molecular function (GO): ATP hydrolysis activity; ATP binding
Source: RefSeq, a predicted model, not a curated record
GAGUCUUUGUAUAUACCUGUGUUUGCACUGUAUUGAUUGACUUGGUGGAUAUAAAAAAUCUCCAGUCCAUCGUUUAUACUAACAAAUACCUCUUGGUAAAGCCGGUCCAAAUCAAACAUAACUCCAUGCCAUGAUAUGCUAGAAGUCAAUGCCGCGAUACAAGCUAGCUCAAACUCAAUUGUGAUUUAUCCCUUCUGAUCAGUUCGCCAAAAGAUGUCAGAACCUCGAUCCUUUACAGUACGGCCACUUUCAAAACAACCCAGAAGCGAUCACAAAGAUGCCUUCUGUAUUCAUCUCGCUUCGUCUUCUUUGGCAUCCCUGAGACUUCGUCCUGGAGAUCCUUGCAGUAUAACCUCCCCGGGUGAAGCAUCUAAAACAGCAAUAGCGUGGAGGGCAUCGGAGAACAUACAAACUACGGGUCUCCAAGCGUCAAGAACCCUCCAGGACUGCUAUGGAAUUAAGCCCGGAGAUAAGGUUUCAGUUAACAAACUUGAACAACCUCUGGAAGAGAUCGAAGCAAUCAGCUUGCUUGAAUGCUCAGACUCAGACAGGAUAGCUAAAUACGGCUCGCUUGCCCAUGCUGACAAAAACCAUUGGGCUUGGUCUCUAGAAUUUGUUCUCUCCAGAUGUGAACUGAUUACUGCCGGUCUUGUUUUUGAUUCGGAGCUUAAAGGCCAAAGAAGGAGCUUCAGGGUUGCAGACAUUCGGCCCCAGAAUCGCGACACGGAAACCACAUUAUUUCGCCUCACUGAAAACACUAAAAUCUUAGUGAACGAAGAUUUGCCCACGGCAGGGGAAGUAAGUGGAAGCCUCAGGAUUCAAGUGCAGCCAGUCGGUUUGGGUGGAAUGAAUCGCCAAGUUGCUAGUGUGAAUGAGAGUCUCGCAGACUUCAACCCUAGCCCACACGGACCGGAAAUGCCGCAAUUUUAUGAGCACAGCAAGGGUAUACUCUUGUAUGGCCCAAAAGGAACCGGUAAAUCUUCCCUGCUGUCCCGGAUUCAGGCGGCUGGAUGGAGAAAGGCAAUCACUAUAGGCUCUGCUACACUAGGCAGAGGUGCGGGUGAUGGCGAAGCACGAGUGCGCAAUUUCUUUCAAGAAGCCAUUCGCAACCAGCCCAGUGUCAUUAUAAUCGAUCAGCUGGAUAUCAUAGCCCCUAAACGAACUUCAUUAGAUUCACAGUCCCUAGGGUCGGUUUUUUGUGAAUGCCUGGAUCUCGUGAAAGGAGCCCUUGUUAUGGUUGUGGCCGCAACUCGUCAUCCAAAUGAAGUGGAUGAUGCUUUGAGAACGCCUCACCGUCUCGCAACUGAAAUUGAGUUGCAGGUCCCUACAGCACAUGACCGAUCUGAGAUCUUACGAGCGAUAUGUGGAGGGGCCUCGCCUGCGUUAAGUGACACUCUCAUAGACAUGAUGGCCGAGAAGACACACGGAUAUGUCGGUGCUGAUCUGUUUGCCCUGAUACAGCUUGUAUGUCGUAAAGCUAGGCAAAGACAAGUCUUCGAGGCCGAAACAGAGAAGUCGCUCUGUGACGAUAUAGCCGCAUUGGAGAUUUCCACGGGAAAUGAUCAAGAAGUGAAGGCUAUGCUCAAUAUCCAGGAAAUUGACAUUUUCUCGGCCCUGCAGGAGACUCGCCCAACUGCAAUGCGGGAGGUCUUCUUAGAAACGCCGAAAGUGAGGUGGUCGGACAUUGGUGGACAACACAGUGUCAAAAGGCAUCUCCAGAAAGCUGUGAUGAGACCUCUGAAGUACCCGGAGAGAAUGCGCCGACUUAAUGUGAACAGUAAAAAAGGGAUUCUCCUCUAUGGACCUCCAGGUUGUUCAAAGACAUUGAUGGUUAAAGCACUUGCUACUGAAGCAGGCCUCAACUUUCUGGCUGUCAAGGGUGCUGAGAUUCUCAGUAUGUAUGUUGGAGAGUCAGAACGCAGUGUGCGGGAGAUUUUCCGAAAAGCACGAUCUGCGAGGCCCAGUAUCAUAUUCUUCGAUGAAAUCGAUGCGAUAGCUUCAAAGAGAAGCAGCACCUCACAAGGGGGUGUCAAUGUGCUCACAACAUUAUUGAAUGAGAUGGAUGGCAUCGAAGAGCUAAGAAACGUCUUGGUUGUUGCGGCCACGAAUAAACCAGAUGUAAUUGACCCAGCUUUGAUGCGUCCAGGCCGCUUGGACAAUAUACUUUACAUUGGACCUCCUGAUUUUGAGGCCCGCAAGGAGAUUUUGAGCAUCUGGUCUUGUAAGUCCGUGAUCCACCCCGAGGUAGGACUGGACGAACUGGCUUCCAAAACCGAGGGUUACUCGGGAGCAGAGAUCGUGAGCAUAUGUGAAACAGCGGGUGAGGCUGCGUUGGAUGACGAGGAAGAGACUGGUCAAGAGCAAAGUGUCAGGUGGACACACUUCGAGUAUGCUCUUGGGCAGGUCAAAAGGCAGAUCACGGAUGAGGUGAUUCAGGAUUUUGAACAAUGGGGUGGAGUUUCUACCUAGGACUAAACACCCACAAACACCAUCAGGUAGUCGUUAUAUAUCGGCGAAGUGACGAAAUGGG